UCUGGUCUCUGGCUUUGGUCUCUGGGACGGGGUCUGGAGCUGGAGCUGGUACUGUCUUUGGCGUCUUCGUCGUCGUCGCAGUUGCAAACGUGAGCGCGAAGCGUGUGAACGUGAUUUUGAUUUUCGGCCUGGGACUUGGCUUCCUUCAUUCCUCGGUUUUGCAGCGUUUACACUGGGAAAAGCCAGAGCCAGAGCCAGAGCCCAGCACGAAAGCGGGGCACCAGAGGUCGCGGAAAACUGCAUCCAAGCUGAAAACUCUGUGUGUCGGCAAAUGAUAAUAUGGAUUUUACCACUAAUUGUUAUCCCGAAUGUGAAUCUGAAUGUGAUCCCGAGAGUGCGACACUUUCGUCAGCUGCUGAUCGGCGGACGGACGUAUAGGGCGUUCCGUUUCGUAGUCGCGUAGUGUCUUUGUCCAAGGUGGAAACAUUGCCAAAUCCUUGACAGAUUUCUAUUUGCCAAUUAGUUUGCGUUUGCCAUUCGUCAUUCGCCAUUCGCCAUUCGGCAUUCGGCAUUGGGAUAGUGUCAAUCGAGUGAAAGUGAACAAUGAAGCGCACCCAAAUGGAUAGGCGGUUUCGGAUCACACAGCUAAUAACGGACGAUGCCAUCCUCUGUCUAUUGCUGAUCGUAAUGGUAGCCCUUCCCAUUGUCGCCACAGGAUUCGGCUUCGACUCGGCCAACUCUUGCACUCCCAAUGGCAAGAUGUCGCGUCGCGGCCGGGCCCAAAUGCUGGCGUCCAUUCCCUGCGAUCUGGGGAAGCAGGCCUUCUGCCACCUGCCCGGAACCGCAUAUCCCUGGCAUGCAGUCCGUCGGUUCGUGCAUGAGAACCAGGGACUGAUGAAGCGCAUGUACGGGGAUGUGCGACACAUCUCCAUACUGCGCGAUGAGAUCCAGAACAACGAGGUGGAUGAGGAUGAUAUAGAGGACGCGGCGGAGCGAUAUAGUAAGGACGGAGGACGUCGCAGUGCCAAGUAUCUGAUGCAUGGUCGCGAUCGGGAUAGGGAUCGUGAUCGUGAUCGGGAUGACUUUGUGAGCUACAAAGGGAAUGAUGUGCUCAUGGAGCCGCACUUCCGACCCGUUUCCACAACUACGACCACGACUACAAGGGGAACGACAACAACGGAGGCUCCACCCACCACCAGUACCACCGACAGAGCAUCCACCUCGACCACAACCACAUCUGCCCCCACAUCCUCUUCGAUUUCAUCCAGUACGAGCACAACAGCUGCUCCACCUCUUGAGAAUCCCGCAGUAGUUCCAAACCCGGACUCGAAUAGUGUCUACGAGGUUGCGACCUCAACGACCACCAGCACCACGCCGUCGCCAGGCAGUGCAGGCACUGGAGACAACAUCCAAAUCAUCGAAUCGCCUCAGUUGGGAUUGCGGAAUCUCAGCAGCGAGGUGAAGGCGGAUCCACCGACACCCACGACUCUCAGGCCAACCGCAGGGCCCAACAAGAGCUCAUCGGCCACGGCCAGUCGCAGAAGAAAGCCAGCAGAGCCCUCCACCAUAUCGGCCACUCUGAGGGCAGUUCCCACGACGACAACCACAGCGGCUCCAACCACCACUGCCACUGUGCUGAUCAGACGCAAUGCGACCAAAUCCUCGCCUGCGAUCUCUCCUUCGGUGACCACGCCCGUUAGCUUUGCCGCCCUCUUUUCGGGCUCGUCGACAGGCUUCAGUCCGGAAAAGCAGCGUAGGCCACUGACCACAAGCACCACAUCAGCGCCAACGCCAGCUGCAGGUCAAGGUCCAGGUCCAGGUCAAGGUCCAGGUCAAGGUCCAGGUCAAGGUCCAGGUCUUUUUCCAGCUCAGGCAGGAGCCGCAACAAAAGCGGGACUGGUGCGUGAAAGUCAACUCUUCCAGGAUGCCAUGAAGCAGGAGCCGGUGGCGGUGAGCAGCAACAUGCGCGGAGUCAAUGCCUGUCCGGUGAAGGAUGAGGUGGUGGCCCCCUUCUGGGCGAACAACACACGCGGCGAGGUCCUGGCCCUGCUCAAUCUGUAUCCGUUCGAGCAGUACGUCCAUUGGGAGAAGUGCACCCAGGAGUUCAAGCAGAUGUUCUGCCGGGAUGGAUGCCGUUGCGAGCAGCAGUACCGCCUCCACCGUCUGCUCGCCUACGACCCGCACAACGAGUGCCGCGGCAUCUUCUCCGACUGGUUCCGAUUCCCCUCCAGCUGCAUCUGCAAGUGCUACAACAUACCAAUGGAGUUCCGCGCCACCUCCCGCAGUCCGCGCUCCGACAGUAGCUUCGAUGCACCGCAGGAGCGGAUGGACCUGAGGUCGGACCCCAUAGAAGCCGCAGAGGCGGAGGUGCAGCGAGCCAUCUACGACCAUGCCACCGAGGAGUGGUAUAGACCACGCGAUGAUUUCGACUUCUUCGAGGGGUAGUUCUUGGAGAUGGAAUCUGCAAACAGUAGAUCCAUUAAAUGUACAGUAGAUGAAUAGGUUUUUAGAUAUAUAUAGAGCAUCCCCGCAAGAUCUUUCAGUCUCACUUUCUAUCUAGUCUAAGAGCUACAUUAACCCCCCAUUUUAUUAGCAUAAUAAUAGCAUUAAGACUAUCGUUUAAGCGUGGCAUUAUGUCUUUGUAAAUAUAGGCCGACAUAAUGCCCGAUAUAGCCAACAAUUUGAAGAGCGAAUGUACCUUGAAAUACUUUUUGAACAUAUCGCGGCCCUCGAGCCGUGUCCGAUGGUAUUUAAUUUACUUAUUUAUACUCGUAAAAUAUAUAUCUCUUUAGGUUAAGUUACCAAUAAUUCUAACCAUAUACUGAUUGGGAAUAUAUCAAAGCCGUGGCCAUAACAUUUUCUAGAACAUAGAGCAAGAAGCGGAGGCAUUUUGGAAAAAUAUUUAUUGCAAAAAUGUAUGCGAUCGAUCAUAUAUAGAUUGUAUAUGUAGAAUGCUUACGUAUGUAUGUAUAUAUAAAAUAGACUUUAAUGUAUUUAA
This is a messenger RNA of Drosophila miranda, 2938 nucleotides long. RefSeq names its product protein spaetzle 4 (gene spz4). Bases 544 to 2385 code for a protein of 613 amino acids. The record is from RefSeq and is a predicted model, not a curated record. Gene Ontology annotation, biological process: regulation of Toll signaling pathway; innate immune response; central nervous system formation. Gene Ontology annotation, molecular function: growth factor activity; Toll binding. Lineage: Eukaryota; Metazoa; Arthropoda; Insecta; Diptera; Drosophilidae. The transcript is spliced from 3 exons. Gene Ontology annotation, cellular component: extracellular region.